Molecule: messenger RNA, 534 nt
Organism: Lathyrus sativus (Indian pea)
Lineage: Eukaryota; Viridiplantae; Streptophyta; Magnoliopsida; Fabales; Fabaceae
Source: the annotation of a GenBank genome assembly
AUGGGCACUCAAAGGUUGCAAUUCCCAAGUCGUGUAUUCGAUCUUAUACAUUGUGUGCAAUGUCGAGUACCUUGGCACGAAGAAGGUGGUAUGUUGCUUUUGGAAUUGAACCGAGUUCUUAGACCGGGUGGUUAUUUUGUAUGGUCUGCCACACCUGUGUACCAAACUCUUGAGGAAGAUGUGGAGACAUGGAAGGCAAUGAAAGCGUUAACUAAGUCCAUGUGUUGGGACCUUGUGACCAUUAAAAAUGAUACUUUGAACCAAGUUGGUGUUGCCUUCUUCCGCAAAACUUCUUCCAAUGAAUGUUAUGAGAAGAGAGAGCAAAGCGAACCUCCAAUGUGUAAAGAUGAUGAUGAUCCAAAUGCUUCCUGGUAUGUACCUCUACAAGCAUGCAUGCAUAAGUUGCCUGUUGAGCAGACAGAGAGAGGGGCUAAAUGGCCAGAAGUUUGGCCGCAGAGGCUGCAAAAAGCCCCAUAUUGGCUAAACGAUGCAGAGGGUGAAAAAUUAUCCACUCAAAAAUUUUGUAGCAGAUAG